GUUACUCUGCGUUUGUUUAUGAAUUUUAUUUGAGACUGCAAUCUCUGCAUUUUUAAUUGCGAAAGUCUCAUUAACGAUAAUGAUGAAGCGGUUGAUUUCUAUGAUCAUUUAAAAAUAACCAAACUUUUAGUCGCAAUGACAGCAUCACUAAACACCAAUACGUCAUUUUUGUGAAAACGAGAAAUCAUAUCUAAGAGAAGAUUCCUGAUUCCUGAUCCCUGUUGACAAGUAGAAUUGUGUAUCAAAAUGGUCUUCCUCACAAAUUGCUUAGGUUAUGUCAUAAAAAAGGUCCCAAGGAAAUAUCUGCGUAGUGGAUUCAUGGAUUCCCUCAGAAUUCAUGUUAAAGCUGGAUCUGGAGGAAUGGGUCUGCCUCGUUACGGUGGAAUUGGAGGCAGAGGUGGUCAUGUUUAUAUAGUAACUAAUGAAAAAGUUACUCUGGAAAUGUUAACAGCAAAGGCCAGGAAAACAAAGUUUUUUGCAGGGCAUGGAGGCAGUAGUACAAGUUCUGGUUUAAUUGGAUUAGAAGGCAAAGAUUUAUGUAUUGAAGCACCACUGGGUAUUUCCGUUUAUAGCGAAGAUGGUGCACUCCUAGGUGAUCUAAACAGCACGGGAGCAAAACUGAAAAUAGCUGCUGGUGGAAUUGGUGGUUGUCCCGAAACUGGUUUCAGUGGACAAAAAGGUCAAGCGCAUUGUAUUCAAUUAGAUCUCAAGCUCAUAGCGGAUGUUGGCCUUGUGGGUUUCCCGAACGCCGGAAAAAGUACUCUCCUGAGAGCUGUGUCUCAAGCAAAACCAAAAAUAGCAUCGUAUCCAUUCACAACAAUGCGACCUCAUCUUGGUACAGUGAUUUAUCCAGAUCUGAGGACAAUUACUGUGGCUGAUUUGCCAGGUCUCAUAGAAGGUGCUCACGCAAAUAUUGGAAUGGGUCACAAAUUUCUAAAACAUCUCAGUCGCACAAAACUCCUUGUAUUUAUGGUCGAUGUGCAAGGUUUUCAACUGUCUGUGAAGCAUGGAAAACGCAGCUGUCUCGAGACAGUCAUUUUACUGAACAAAGAAGUCGAGCUCUACAAACCCGAUCUUUUGAAAACGCCUGCUAUCUUGAUAGUCAACAAAAUGGAUACAGAAAAUGCAUCCAAUAUAUACAGUGAAAUAGAGCCAUCAUUGAAAAAUCUUUCUACCGUUUUGGAAAACUAUCCUGAAGAAAUGAGACCGGAGACUGUACUGAAAUUUGAAGAAAUUAUCACGACCUCAAUGUCCUUAAAAAAAACUGAAGACGUCGAAAAAGUGAAAAAUUGUAUCAGAAACGUGCUUGACAGUUAUUACGAAAGGCAAGCUGAAAAGCUCAGUGGAUCGAAAGAGUUGAAAUUGAUUGAUAGGUUCAAACGUGAAAUGCGACAAAAAGCUCCGGUGCUCGUUUGAUUCAUAUUCCGAACCAAUAAAUUAUUCAAUGUUCGUUUCUUUAAACCAUUCAA
Venturia canescens is the source of this 1469-nucleotide messenger RNA. Its product is annotated as GTP-binding protein 10 homolog. The record is from RefSeq and is a predicted model, not a curated record. Lineage: Eukaryota; Metazoa; Arthropoda; Insecta; Hymenoptera; Ichneumonidae. Gene Ontology annotation, molecular function: GTPase activity; GTP binding; magnesium ion binding. Bases 247 to 1416 code for a protein of 389 amino acids. The transcript has 5 exons. Gene Ontology annotation, cellular component: mitochondrion.